This is a messenger RNA of Drosophila hydei, 1152 nucleotides long. RefSeq lists its product as uncharacterized. Bases 64 to 1032 code for a protein of 322 amino acids. The record is from RefSeq and is a predicted model, not a curated record. The transcript has 2 exons. NCBI's taxonomy places the organism in Eukaryota, Metazoa, Arthropoda, Insecta, Diptera, Drosophilidae.
UAUAAGAGCGUUGCUCAACACUAAUCGAGUUGGCCCACGUGCAGCAUAAGUUGUUUAUGAAAAAUGAAACAAUUAAUGGAGUCUGAUGAUAAAAAAAGAAUAAAACACUUGACACUGGAAAACGGCGUGGUAAAGGAUGAGAAAAAGGCAGUGCGUCAAUUUUACAGGCAAUGCAAAAGUGAAUUUCUCGAAGAGAAUGAUUAUGCAGCAAUUGAACCGAUUGAACUAUCCAAUACAUCUAAUGAGGCAAUACAAAACUUUGAUCCAGCGGUACAUGAUGCCUGGAUCGUGCAAUGUCCAAAGGGAAUCGAUAUAAAUACUUUGACCGGCAAGCGGAUUAAGGUGCCCGGUCGACGCUAUGUGGGUGAUAUUCAGGUGAGGACCACCCACUACGAACGUCCAUUGAACAAUUCCAUUGGCUAUAUGAAUAACAAGGGCAAGUAUGCUGUACGUCUGUUGCCAUUAGCCGGUCAUGUAGUUGUCAGUAAGCGUCUAAAUAUGGAAAAACCUGAUGCCGCUGCCAAUGAAGAAACGAAUGCAUUUCCAAAGCCGAGUGUACCACAAAAAUUUAGAUUACCGGUUCGUCAUCCGUUCUUUGGUCGUGAUUACAAGACGCGCAUUGAUGUUGAUAAGAAGACAGCGAAAAAGCUACGCAGUGCGGAUAAAAACUGUGCUGAAGUGACGGAGAAACUACGUUCCACUGGUAAUUUCUAUAAGAUACGUCAGAGGCUUUUGGCUAGCACACAGACACUGCAGCAGAAGGAGCACGAUGUACGUCAAUCAGUGCUGACAGGCGUGGCGCCUACAUUCUUGCAGAACAGCGAGCACCCCGACUAUGUGAAUUUGAUGAACUCCAUCGAUGAAGACCAGGUUAAGCAAGACAAGGACCAGGAGCCCGUCAAAAAGAAGAAAUCCAGCAAACGCAAAGCGGAAGCUAAGUUGAAAAACGAGGAUGCGGAUGAUCCCAUUAAAGAUAGCUCGCAAAAUGAUGAAAGUAGAAGUCAGAAAAGUGCCAAAAGGAAGAAAGUGUAAAAAAGCUAGACUAACCUAAAUAAUAGACACUCGUUUUAGAUAUACAAUAUGUAUAUAAAUAUUCUACAUUUUAAAGCUUUUGUAUUUAUGAUUUCGUUUUCGUUGUGAACAGCUUAAUUG